This is a messenger RNA of Mycena indigotica, 636 nucleotides long. RefSeq names its product Ubiquitin carboxyl-terminal hydrolase. Gene Ontology annotation, cellular component: cytoplasm. Gene Ontology annotation, biological process: ubiquitin-dependent protein catabolic process; protein deubiquitination. NCBI's taxonomy places the organism in Eukaryota, Fungi, Basidiomycota, Agaricomycetes, Agaricales, Mycenaceae. The coding region runs from base 1 to 636 and encodes 211 amino acids. Gene Ontology annotation, molecular function: cysteine-type deubiquitinase activity. The record is from RefSeq and is a predicted model, not a curated record. The transcript is spliced from 2 exons.
AUGCUCGAUCCCCUCGAGGAAGUCCGCCUCAUGCUGCCACAGCCCGUCCACGCCUUAAUACUCAUAUACUCCACUACUGAAGAGUACGAGAAAUCCAUUAGAGACGCGCGACAAGCAGAACGGAAUGCAGGAAAUGGCUACAGUGGCUCCGGCGACGGGGAACCAGUCAUUUGGUUCGACCAAACUAUACGGCAUGCGUGCGGAUUUAUGUCGCUCUUGCACGCAUCGGCGAACCUGAGCUCUUCUGGCGACGAAUUCAUUGAACGAGGCUCGUUGCUCGCAAACCUUCUUCGCGAUGCUCUUCCUCUUGCCCCUGUCGAACGUGCUGCUCUCCUCAAAUCAUCACAAGGCAUAGCGGACGUCUACAACACCGCAUCGGUGAGAGGAACGAGCACCAUCCUUCAUGCCGAGGACAACGUUCCGGGCCAUUACGUCUGCUUCGUACGGUCGCCUCGGACAGGGCACAUCUUCGAAUUGGAUGGCGGAAAAAACGGUCCAAUCGACCAAGACGGCUGGCUUCAGGGCGAUCGAGAUAUGCUCAGUGGAGGUUUGAAACUUGCCAAGGAGUUUAUUGCCAACCGUACCGAUCCAAAACACCCACAUUGCCAUGUGAUGGCUCUCGUUCCAACUGACUGA